Messenger RNA from Molossus molossus (Pallas's mastiff bat), 1420 nucleotides. RefSeq names its product Rho guanine nucleotide exchange factor 39 (gene ARHGEF39). The transcript has 9 exons. Gene Ontology annotation, cellular component: plasma membrane. Lineage: Eukaryota; Metazoa; Chordata; Mammalia; Chiroptera; Molossidae. Gene Ontology annotation, biological process: positive regulation of cell migration. Gene Ontology annotation, molecular function: guanyl-nucleotide exchange factor activity. The record is from RefSeq and is a predicted model, not a curated record. Bases 15 to 1043 code for a protein of 342 amino acids.
GCCUGUGGCCGGAAAUGUGGGCAGUUCAACUAGGCAUGGGGAGCCCGGCUCCCAGGCCUCGGUGCCCGCUGCAAGAGCAGCGUGCCCGUUGGGAGCGGAAACGCGCCUGCACCGCCCGGGAGCUGCUGGAGACCGAGCGGCGCUACCAGGAACAGCUGGGGCUGGUGGCCACGUACUUCGUGGGGAUUCUGAGAGCCAAGGGCACCCUGCGACCACCAGAGCGCCAGGCCCUGUUUGGGCCAUGGGAGCUCAUUUACGGCGCCAGUCAAGAGCUGCUUACCUACUUGGAAGGAGGGCACUGGGGACAGGGGCUGGAGGGCUUCUGUCCCCACCUGGAGCUCUACACCCAAUUUGCUGCCAACGCAGAGAGGUCCCAGACCACCCUGCAGGAACAACUAAAGAAAAGCAAACGUUUCAGGAGAUUCAUCAGGCUUCAGGAAGGCCGCCCUGAGUUUGGGGGCCUUCAGCUCCAGGACCUGCUCCCUUUGCCUCUGCAGAGGCUUCAGCAGUAUGAGAAUCUCGUGGUAGCUUUGGCUGAAAACACAAAUCCCAAUAGUCCUGAUCACCAACAGCUCACACGGGCUGCUCGGCUGAUAAGUGAGACCUCCCAGAGAGUCCACACCAUUGGUCAGAAACAGAAGAAUGACCAGCACCUCCGGCGUGUCCAGGCUCUUCUCAGUGGACGACAGGCAAAGGGGCUAACCUCAGGUCGCUGGUUCCUACACCAGGGCUGGUUGUUGGUGGUGCCUCCCCGUGGGAAACCUCGGCCCCGGAUGUUCUUCCUGUUCUCUGACGUGCUUCUCAUGGCCAAGCCCCGGCCCCCAUUGUGCCUGCUGCAGAGUGGCACCUUUGCCUGCCGGGCCCUCUACCCCAUGGCCCAGUGUCAACUCCACAGGGUCUUUGGCCACUCGGGAGGCCCUUGUGGGGGACUGCUCAGCCUGUCAUUUCCCCAUGAGAAGCUACUGCUUAUGUCCACAGACCAGGAGGAGCUGUUACGCUGGUACCACAGUCUGACUUUGGCUAUCAGCAGCCAGAAGAACUAGAAGAAUCUUACAAAUUCCAGAACCAGGAUACUUCAGGGAUAGGUUAGGGUCAGGAGCACAAAACUAAGCAAAACAGAACACCUUAUGGUGUGAGAAGGGUCAUUUUGUGUUUGCCUGGGACUGGGUUAUUUGACCAGCUUUUAAGGAUAAGGAAACUAAGUCUGACCCAUUUGAAUCUCCGCUGAACCAGUCCCCUCCAGCACACAUGAGGGGAUUUGGGGCUGAUGAGCAAGGUGGUGCUGUAUCUAUGACCAGUUGUUUAUCAAGAUUGUGGCUUUGCAAAUGUAGCUAUUUUUAUAGUUUUAUUUUCCCAAUGGAUUUAAGUAAAGUUUUGUGUUCUUUUGAAAGACUUUUUUGUUUCAGCUAUGUGAUAGGAC